This is a messenger RNA of Vicia villosa (hairy vetch), 2975 nucleotides long. RefSeq names its product G-type lectin S-receptor-like serine/threonine-protein kinase At4g27290. Gene Ontology annotation, molecular function: ATP binding; protein serine/threonine kinase activity. The transcript has 7 exons. Gene Ontology annotation, biological process: recognition of pollen; protein phosphorylation. The record is from RefSeq and is a predicted model, not a curated record. Bases 126 to 2615 code for a protein of 829 amino acids. NCBI's taxonomy places the organism in Eukaryota, Viridiplantae, Streptophyta, Magnoliopsida, Fabales, Fabaceae.
ACCCUAUACUAAUAUUAAACAUACAUUAUAUCUUAAUGUUUUUAAUUAGGUGUAGCAUGGACAUUUUCUAUUUCAAAGUCAUAUUUGCAUCUGCUUUAAGCAGCACAAUCAUUUAGCUCUAUUCAAUGGACAUUAUUGGUAUUCUUAACUCCAUAGUUUUCAUUGCUUUAUGCAUAUUUAUACCUUCUCCAAAAUUUUCCAUAGCAGUAGAUACUAUAAAACUCUCCCAGUCCAUCACUGAUGGCAUGACCUUGGUUUCACAAGGUGACAAAUUUGUACUUGGUUUCUUCAGUCCUUUGGGUUCCAACAAAACAUACUUAGGAAUCUGGUACAAGAAUAUCCCCAAGAAAACAAUUGUUUGGGUUGCAAAUGGUGUCGAACCCAUCAACGGUUCCUCCUCCGGAACCUCCGGGAUCCUAACACUAAACAACACUGGCAACCUUGUCCUCAAACAAAAUGAUAAAGUAAUAUGGUAUACAACGUCUCAACAAGGUUCCCUGAAUCCAGUUGCGCAACUUCUGGAUUCGGGGAAUCUUGUGGUAAGAAACGAGAAGGAGACAACGAGAGGAGCCUAUUUGUGGCAGAGUUUUGAUUACCCUUGUGAUACAAUACUUCCGGGGAUGAAGUUGGGAUGGAAUCUUAGAACUCGUACAGAGAAGAGAAUGACGUCUUGGAAAAGUCCUGAUGAUCCGUCACCGGGAGACUUAUAUUGGGGUUCAUUACUUUAUAAUUACCCUGAACAAUAUCUUAUGAAAGGAGCAAAGAAAUUUGUAAGAAUUGGCCCAUGGAAUGGAUUGCACUUCAGUGGUGUACCAGGUCAAAAGCCUAACAACAUAUAUGCUUACAAGUUUGUGUCUAAUAAGGAUGAGAUGUAUUAUAGUUAUACUAUGGAGAAUGAUUCUGUAAUUACAAGAAUGAUGAUAAAUCAAACAAUUCCGUUGUAUUCUCGUACCGUAUGGUUGGAAGAUCAACAAACUUGGCAAAUUAUGAAAUCAAUGCCUAAAGACAGUUGUGACUAUUAUGGAAUCUGUGGAGCCUAUGGUACUUGCAUAAUCUCAGCCUCACAGAUAUGCAAUUGUUUAACAGGGUUUAGCCCGAAAUCUCCGGCUGCUUGGAACAAAACUGACUGGACUCAAGGAUGCGUCCGAAAUAAACCGUUAAACUGUACUAACAAACUCAAGGACGGAUUUGUGAAAGUGGAAGGUGUAAAACUGCCAGAUUGUACACAUACUUGGGUAGAUGAAACAAUAGGUCUAAAUGAAUGUAAAGCCAAAUGCUUGAAUAAUUGUUCUUGUAUGGCUUACACUAAUUCUAACAUAUCAGGAAAAGGUAGUGGUUGUGUCAUGUGGUUUGGUGAUUUGAUUGAUCUUAGGAAGUUUGAAGACGAAGGACAGGAUCUCUAUAUUCGAAUGGAUGCUUCCGAAUUAGGCAGAGAGGGACAUAAUCGGCUCGCGAAGGAUCUGAUAAGAAUUCUUGCUAGCAUCAUUAUAGUUUCUGGGAUACUUUUUCUUGGAUAUCGUCGCUACAUAUUGCGGCGCAGAGUAAUUGAGGAUUCGGAAAUUAUUGAACUGGAAGGUGGCAGAGGAAGUGAAGAUGAAGGUGAUAUCGAUCUCCCAAUGCUUGCGUAUUCAACUUUAGUCACUGCCACAGAUAACUUCUCGAUAAAGAACAAGAUUGGAGAAGGUGGUUUUGGACCGGUAUACAAGGGAAGAUUUGCAUGGGGGCAAGAAAUUGCUGUGAAGAGGCUUUCAAGUGACUCUGGACAGGGAAUUACUGAGUUAAAGAAUGAAAUAAAGCUUAUAGCAAAACUUCAACAUCGAAAUCUUGUUAAACUACUUGGUUGUUGCAUAGAGGAAGAAAAUAGAGUGCUAGUUUAUGAAUACAUGAAAAACCGUAGCUUGAAUAUGUUGAUUUUCGAUGACACUAAAAGGAAACUCUUAGAUUGGCCUAAGCGCUUUAACAUUAUUUGCGGAAUCGCUCGAGGUCUUCUUUACCUUCAUCAAGAUUCUAGGUUAAGGAUUAUUCAUAGAGACCUCAAACCAAGCAAUAUUUUGCUUGAUGACAAGUUGAUCCCGAAAAUCUCAGAUUUUGGCAUAGCUAGAAUUUUUGGAUUAGAUCAAACACAUGGAAAUACAAAGAGAGUGGUUGGAACUUAUGGCUACAUGGCACCAGAAUAUGCCGCAGAUGGACUUUAUUCUGUGAAGUCAGAUGUGUUUAGUUUCGGAAUUUUGAUGUUGGAAAUUAUAUGUGGAAAGAGAAGUAGAGGUUUUUAUGUCGACAACGACUCUCCAAACCUUGCCACUCAUGCAUGGAGUUUAUGGAAAAAGGGAAGAGCUAUAGAACUAAUUGACAAAGGCAUAGAGGACUCUUGUGUUGAAUCAGAGGCAUUGCGUUGCAUUCAUGUGAGUCUCUUGUGUAUCCAGCAAUUUCCUGAGGAUAGGCCUAAUAUGCCUUCUGUGGUUCUAAUGUUGGGGAGUGAUGGUGAAUUUUUUGAGCCUAAAAAACCUGGUUACUAUGUAAUAAAGAAAGAUUCAUCUGCAGAAACAUCCAACUCAGGUCAAAGUGAAAAGAUCACUACCAAUGAUAUGACUAUCACCUUAUUAGAAGCCCGGUGAAAAUGGAUAACAUAAAAAAAACAAGUUAGCUAAUAUCUUUUGUUAACUUACUUAUGUAACACUGACACUUCAUAUUAAAUAUGUGUAAACGCUGUCUGAUACCGACACCAUAUUGACACAUGUACUUACAUUCAAUCAUUUUAUAUUUUCUUAAUUAUUAUCGGUGUGAUGUGUCUAUGUGCCUUACAAAUUUUAUUUUGCAAUCUCACAAGUUAUAACAGAUAGGUUCUCAGAAGCAUUGUAACAAACAGAUUAUAAUUUUAUUUUGCAAUCUCACAAGUUAUAACAGAUAGGUUCUCAGAAGCAUUAUAACAAACAGGUUAUAGGUAAAUAAAGUAAGAAAAAACAAACCAAAAGAGU